AUGAACAAACCCCCAGCGACCCCUCUCGCGAAUUCUACUAUGUUCAACGGAAGUAACACCGCCACCUUCAUAGAGAGAACUGACGUGGCGAAACUUGCACCGUUGACAGUACCCAAAUUCGAUGGGAACCACAAGAACUGGGUCCCCUGGAAGGCCAACUUUCAAGCGCUUAUACACGAUCGUCCAGGAAUGGCGGGAAGUGUCAAAUUGUCCCAACUUCAAAAUGCAGUUCAGGGUUUAGCAGCGACCGUAAUAAAAGAAUUCUGUCUUGACCCCAGCGACGUCAGCUACGGCUUAGCUUGGGAAGCGUUAUGCAACGCUUACGAUCAACGACGUGUUCUGGUCAACGAGCACUUCGACGCUCUGCUAAAGUUAGCUCCCGUUCAAAAUCCAACCGCCGAAACCACAGCCACCCUCAUGUACACCGUCCGUCAGCACGUCAGCAUGCUCAAAACAAUGAACAUUGCGAUCUGCGACGAGAUUGUCUUGCGAAUUCUCGAGAAAUGCCUGCCCGGGUAUCUCCAGUCGCGAUGGAUGGAUAAACACUCAAAUCGCGAAAUCCCCAAAUUGGAAGAGCUAUACAUCUUCGUUCAAGAUUCAAUAUUUAAGCAACGAGCGAUAGAUGAACUUCCGAAACGAGAUUACCAGUCCAAAAGAAAGGGAGCAGGCAGCAAGGCAGAACCCCCGGCAAAGGUCUCCAAAAACAUUGCCAACACACUCGUCACUACCUCGACGACCAGCAGCAACGCGUGCGUCCAAUGCGGUCAAUCCCACAGGCUCUACAAAUGCGAAAAGUUCAAUCAAGCGAAAUUGAACGAAAGGUGGGAACUCGUGCCUAAUGAGACUUUCCCUCGGGAGAAAUUCAACAUCCCCAAGAACAUCAAAUUAGCAGAUCCUCAAUUUCAUAUACCCAGACCGGUCGAUGUCUUGCUAGCGUCAGGUCCAACUCUAUCUUCUCUUGCCAUAGGGCAAAUCAGGCUAAAUGACGAAAGAUCCCAAAUCACUCUUCAAAAAACUUCUUUCGGCUGGAUAGCAGCCGGAGGAUCUAUCUUAUCAACGAUUCCCAACUCAGUUUCGUGCAAUGCGGUGAGGUUAGAUUCACUCCUAGAAAGAUUCAUGGCGAUGGAAGACAUGGAUUAUCAACCCAUCAAGUCAGAAGAGGACGUAGCAUGCGAAAGGUACUACGUUCAAACCACGACACGUGACGCUUCAGGUCGUUAUAUCGUUCGUCUACCGUUUCGAUCAGGCAAAUUCGAACUAGGUUUGUCAAAACAUCAAGCGUUACAGCGUUUUCAGGCGUUGCAGCGCAAAUUUGAUGCUAACUCUAGUUUCCGAGCAGAGUACGAGAAGGAAUUCAACGGGUACCUGGAACUUGGCCACAUGACGCUGUGCGAAGACGACAACAACGAUGGUUACUACUUGCCUCACCACGCGGUGAUCAAGGAGUCCAGCGAAACGACGAAGUGUCGUGUUGUUUUCGAUGCUUCUGCAAAAUCCUCCACGGGCAUUUCAUUAAACGAUAUGCUGUUGACUGGGCCGACCAUUCAGGAAACUUUGUGGGAGCAGGUUUUGCGAUUCCGUUCUCAUCCCUUCGUCAUCACUGCCGACAUCGAAAAGAUGUACCGACAAAUCUGGAUUCAUCCCGACGAUAGGAAGUUCCAGAAGAUCUUGUGGUACCACGAAGGUGAAGUUCGAACUUUCGUUCUCAACGUUGUAACUUUCGGGGUCAAGUGCGCUCCUUUUCUCGCAAUUCGAACAUUGCAUCAGUUAGCCGUUAAUGAAGAGAGCAGAUUCCCAAGGGUGGCAAUGCUACUUCGUCGAGACUUCUACGUUGACGAUUUCCUUUCAGGUGCAGACACGCUGGAGGACAUCAUGAAGAUUCGCGACGAAAUGAUCAAACUUUUAAGUCGUGGGGGGUUCGUGAUACGAAAAUGGUCGUCGAACCAUCCGUCGGCUUUAGACAACAUUGAUAAAAACAUCUUCGAUUUAGAUUGCGGCAUACAAGGGAACCCUAUAAAAAAGACUCUCGGAAUCAUCUGGGACUCACAACGGGAUGUCUUUACGUAUUCCGCAAACCCUGAUGCGUUAGCUUCUACCAAAAGAAAACUCCUUUCCCAAAUUGCAAGGAUCUUCGAUCGUCUAGGCUUAUUAGGUCCUUUAACCUUGUAUGCCAAAACAUUAAUUCAGGACUGUUGGAAAGCUAACAUUACCUGGGACGAAUCCCUACCUCAAGACAUCCAUACCAAGUGGAUAGCUUUAGCUGAACAACUUCCUUUAGUGCGAGAACUUGCGUUACCAAGGUAUCUGCGAUAUGACGUCACAAACCCAAUAUCCACCGAGAUACACGGCUUUUGCGACGCGUCGAUAAAGGGAUACGGCGCGUGCAUCUACAUUCGUUCCGUUGAUUCCGUGGGAAAUGUUACUGUUAGGUUAGCUUGCAGCAAAGCUCCUCAUCUACUUAGAACUUACGAAGCGAACAGAGUCGCUGAUAUUCAAGCGUUAGGUGAGAAGGUCGAGUGGAAGCAUGUUCGUUCGAAGGACAAUCCUGCCGAUUCUCUAUCCCGAGGACAGCUACCCAGGGAACUUCUAACUGAUCCCCUCUGGCUUUCGGGCCCUCCAUGGUUAGUCCUUCCGGAAGAUCAAUGGCCUUCAUCGGAAGAACCCUCGUUAGUUGAUCCUCUAGGCGCGAAAGAAGGAAUCGUUUUAUUUACAACCUCUUCCGGAAGUAACAUCUACUCUUGUUUCUCUGAUUACGGGUGUCUUAUUAGGUCCAUCGGAUAUCUUCUCCGUUGGAGUAGAAGAAAAUCACUACCAGACGAUACUCAAAUUGCGAGUAAAUCGCAACGAGGGAUUCGUUAUCUUUCCCAAGCCGAAAUAGUUUACGCUGAACUCCAGAUCCUCCUUCUUAUUCAAAGAGAAUGUUUUAGUUCCGAGAUUAGAUUGCUCAAAUCGACUACGAAAUUAAUAUCGAAAUGCCCCAACGGCGCUUUCAGGAGUCGAACGAAGUUCGAUGAACUCAAUUCCUUCUUAGAUGAGUAUGGACUGAUCAGAGUAGGCGGUAGGUUGAAGAAUUUAAAUCUUCAAUUCAACCAAAAAUACCCUAUUUUGCUACCCAGUAACCAUCACGUGUCAGAUCUCAUCAUCCGCGACGCUCAUCAUCGAAAUCUUCACGGAGGGGUUCAAUCCACUCUUUAUAGGAUACGCGAAAGAUUUUGGAUUCUCAACGGUCGAAACCAGAUUCGAUAUGUCUUGCGCCACUGCGUACCCUGUCUUCGGCAAAAGCCAAAAUUCUCACAUGCCAAGAUGGCAGACCUUCCAGAAUCUCGAGUAAACCCUGCGUUCCCUUUCGCGAAGACCGGCGUCGAUUUUUUUGGUCCGAUUAUGAUCAAGGAAAAGAAGGAUCGAAAUCGAAGCUUCCUUAAGGCGUAUGGGUCCGUUUUCGUUUGUAUGGCCACUAAGGCUGUCCACAUCGAGGUAGCAUCCGAUCUCUCAGCCGAGGGCUUCCUCGCGUGUUUUCGUCGGUUCGUUGCCACGCACGGCAAACCGACCACCAUGUACUCUGACAAUGGUACUAACUUUGUGGGCGCGAACAGCGAACUGCAAAGGAUUUACCAAUUGCAUGAUUCGCCUGAAUUUAAGGACGCGAUUCAAACCUUUGCUGCAGCCGAACGGAUUGAAUGGAACUUUAAUCCCCCUCUCUCACCGCACUUCGGCGGUUUGUGGGAGGCGGCGGUUAAGAGUUUCAAACACCAUCUAAAUCGUGUCAUUAAGGAUCAAAAGCUCACAUACGAACAAUUGGAAACAUUAUUAAAGGAAAUCGCCGUCGUGUUAAAUUCUCGACCAUUAUACGCGAUUUCUGCCGACCCAAACGAUUCCCUUGCGAUAACUCCAGCUCAUUUUUUAAUCGGGCGUUCUUUCAAUUUCUUACUCGACCAAAAUUAUGUUUCAGUUCCGGACAAUCGUCUCACCUCCUAUCAGCUCGUCUCUAAAGCUAGACAAGCCUUCUGGAGCAAAUGGCACAAAGAGUACUUGCAUGAACUGCAAACUCGUCAGAAGUGGUUGACUUCUGGAACUGCAUUAUCAAUUGGAUCUGUGGUUGUGUCCAUGGAGGACAACCCUGCUUGCGCAAGAUGGCCGCUGGGAGUCGUCGUGGAGAUCCACCCUGGGAGCGAUGGCAUUGCUCGAGUAGCAUCGGUGAAGAUGGCUUCUGGAAUCUACAAACGAAACAUUACUCGGCUCUGUGUGCUCCCUGUAGAUCAGGAAAACGCGGACCCGUUGGAGUCUCAAGUCACCCUCCCGAACUCGUGA
Molecule: messenger RNA, 4308 nt
Organism: Phymastichus coffea
Lineage: Eukaryota; Metazoa; Arthropoda; Insecta; Hymenoptera; Eulophidae
Exons: 3
Coding region: 1-4308 (1435 amino acids)
Biological process (GO): DNA integration
Molecular function (GO): nucleic acid binding
Source: RefSeq, a predicted model, not a curated record